Molecule: messenger RNA, 1176 nt
Organism: Schistosoma bovis
Lineage: Eukaryota; Metazoa; Platyhelminthes; Trematoda; Strigeidida; Schistosomatidae
Source: the annotation of a GenBank genome assembly
CAUGGUAGCACAUCAAGUAAAAGAGUUUUCUGUUCUAUCUAUUACCAUUUCAGUCGCCUGAUUUCAAUCCUAAAGUAUUUGGCGGAACUACAAAAACGGCCUUCAUGAAUGUGACUGUGUGCAAUUCACCAUUUAAUUAAAUACACCUAACUUGCGUAUGUUCUUUACGACUUCAAUGUAGUAUGAACACACAAUUGGUUGAAUAUUCAUCUAGUGAUGAAGAAAAAACUGAAAAACUGGAGCUGCCUACAAUACUUCAAGAUUUUAAUUCUGAUUCCUUUCGUUUUUUUGUUCGUGAAGAUGAUCCUUCGAAGCAUGAUUUUCGUAGUAGAACUUUUCCUCAUGAACCUGGGAGUUGGGCCACUUCCGUGUAUAUUGCAUGUUCUCAUUUGCAUUCUAGAAUACUUGAGGCGAUCAAAGACCCCGUAGUUCAAUCAAAUCCUGUAAUGGGUGAUUGUUAUACUGUGGAUUCUCCUCACAUAAGUUUGUCGAAGACAUGGCCUAUUUAUUUUCAUUGGAUUGAAAAUCUCGUUUGUAAUCUUCGUUCUGCUGUAAGCUCUUUUGGAAAGUUCUGGAUUGCGCUUGAUGACGUAGAAGUUCUUGUAAAUGAAGAAAACACACGAUCCUUUUUCACUUUAGUAACUUCUGAAGAGUCACGUAUAGCACUGAUAUCUCUACUCAAUUAUGUUGAUUCAUGUGUCACUGCGUUUAGAGGGCCAAAGUAUUAUGAAAAUCCUAAAUUCCAUAUGAGUUUUUUGUGGUGUAAUGGGGAUGUUCGUAAGAAGUAUUCAACAGAAACACUAAACAGUUUUUUGAUUCUACUCUUCACCUUAUUCGGUAGUUUCAAAACACACAAUAAGCGAAGCACCUACGAGUUAAUACGUUCCAGUCACCUUUUAGGGGUUAAGUGAAGCUGUCAAAUGCUACACAAAGUUGUCAUUUGGUCGCCGCGUUCCGAUAUCAUCAAUGUUGGGGAUAUGAACUAUGGGACUCAAUGAACACAAGUUGCGCUUUUUGGAUCGUGUGAAAAAGGUGCAAUUCUUAUUUCGUAAUUGAACACCUAGUCUUGGAUACUAGGCUACUUAGACUGAAUGUAAAAGAAGCAAAAAUUACUAUAGAGGAUUACUUAGGUGUUUGUUUCAUAGGACUUCUUAUCAAUCAAAUCUUUGAUGAACA